AUGAAUUUGAAAGACCAUCUUCAGCAACAGUCAAUUAUUUUUACAGAAUCAGAAUGUCCCGGAGUUGAACAGGCAUUACAACAAUUUUUUCGUGCUACAAAAUUAAUGGAAGAAGAAGUCAUGUUACCGACGCGUUUGAGAGAUUUAGUUUUAGAAAAACGUCAACAACCAAAUGGAAGUAGACGUUCGUCAUCAUCGACAGGAUCGAUUCCGGAUGAGCACAGUUGUUAUGAACUAUUUUACUUCAUUAGGCGAAUAAGAGAUCAACUUAAAUGUUUAAAACCAUUUAUAUCGGAAGACGACCAGAUAACAACACAACACGGUGAGUCAGUUAUUUGUAUUUUGUGUUUUUAUGGUGGAACGAGAAAUCCAAAUAAAUUGUUAAUAACGGGAGAUGAUUAUUCAAAUCAACAACCCUCUCAAAAUCUUCUCACUGGAAUAGAUUCAAAUUUAGAUGUUUUAUUAUCACAGUUAACCUAUCAUUACUAUGGACUCAUUCAAAUCUUUAAACAUUUAGCACAAUUAGCAAAUUGUGUUACAUCGAAAUACCAUGAAGCUAUGAUAUCUCCGUGUCAACAUAUGCCAUUUUUAUUUUUAUUAUUGUUUAUUUUUACUUAUCAAUGUUUAUGUCAGCAAACAUCACAGUUAGAUCAGAGUACAUACUGUUCUAUUGAUGGUGUUCAUGGUCGAGAUGGAACACUACAACAAUCACAAGAUGGAAAUCAAGAUUUUGAAAUUGUAUUAUAUACCACAAGAUUUCUACAAGAUGAAUCAAUUACAAUUGUAUUGAAACAACUUCGUGAAAAUCAUGGUAUUAGUGAAUUUGUUUUAAAAGGUCUUGAUCAUAAUAAUGAAAUUGUUGGAAGAUUUGAUCAACCUCGAAUAUCUGAUAGAAAUAUUAAAUAUUUUAGUUGUUCGUCGGGCAAUGGAAAUACCGCAUACACCGAUAAAUUAGUGCCACCAAUGCAAAAACAUUAUCUCGCAUGGAGAGCAGAAGUAUCACGUGAAGUCGAUCAAAUUAUAUUCAGAGCUGAUGUUGUUAGUGGUAAUCAACUUUAUCAUGUUCAAUCAAAACCUUUAAAACGUCGUGUUGCGGGUAUUCCAGAUGGUCGCGAGUUAUCGGUUGAACAAUGUGGUGAAAUUUAUGGUUGUUUAAUUGUUCCUCAACAUUGUACGGAUUCGAAAUGUGAAUAUUUGAUGCAAUGGCAAGGUGAAGAAGAUGAUAAAGUUAAAUUUCGUAUACAAGCGAGAGCAGAUUCAUUUGCUGGAGUUGGCUUUUCAACAGAUAAACAUAGGGGUGAUGAUCAAGUUGUUCUCUGUAUAAAAGAUCCAAACACAAAUUAUGCUCGUGUUCAGAAUAUGUUUUUAAGUGUUCAAACUCCUCAAUUAAUUGAAAAAGAUUAUUCUGUAUAUGGUUUGGAAGAUCCAGAUGCCUAUGCGAAUGAGACACAUAUCAAUUGUGAAUUUACACGAUCAAUGGCACCUUAUGGAUACAUUGCACCCUCUCAAACGGCUGAUCAACAACAACGUGAUAAAGACAAAGAUAAUCGGGAGAAAGAUACAAGAUUACGAUCGAAAAUUGUUGAUUUAAGAGAACCACAUUAUGUGUAUCCGAUCUAUGGUGAUCAACAAAAUUUACAACAGUUACCACCAGGUCCUGCUCUAACUAUCGUAAAUGAUCAUGCUGUUAACUUUUAUCGUCGUCUUCGAUCAAAAUCUCAUGUUCGAGGAUCAUGGUUAGCUAAAGUACAUGCUACAUUAAUGAUGAUUGCGUGGAUACUAUUAGCAUCAACGGGUAUAUUAAUUGCACGUUAUUAUAAACCCAUAUGGCCAAGACUUAAUUAUAAAUCGGAGAAACAAAGUGGCCCUUGGUGGUUAUGGUUCCACGAACCAUUAAUGAUCACAACAGCCGUGUUGUCUGUGAUUGCUCUUUUAUUUAUAUUAUUCGAAUUACGAUGGAAAUGGACAUCUGGUACACAUCAUCUAUGGCAUUCAAUUCUUGGCAUGAUCGUUAUUGGAUUAUCUUUUCUAAAUCCAAUCUUAGGUGUCCUACGUCCUGAUCCAAAUUCACGCGCACGUUGUUGUUGGUAUUGGAUGCAUUGGUUAAUUGGCUCGUUAGCUCAUUGUAUAGCAAUUCCAGUUAUAUUUUUGGGUAUGGAUAAUCGUCGUCUUGAUUUAUGGAAUUGGUGUUCGUGGUUACUAUUGGCAUGGUGUAUUUUUCAUAUGAUAGUUGAAAUUAUAUUAGAAAUACAUUAUUGUUGUACUAUAAAAAAAAAUUACGAACGUAUGGACGAAUUAGAAUAUCAUCCAGAUAAACAAGAUCCAAGAAAACCAACCAAAGCACCGGGUUAUCGUUGGAAACCCGGUCUACUAAUAUUUUAUAUUUUGAUAACAGCAGCCGUUGUUAUUGCACUUAUCAUUGCCGUUAUUUUAUAUGAUGGAUAUUAG
Molecule: messenger RNA, 2448 nt
Organism: Didymodactylos carnosus
Lineage: Eukaryota; Metazoa; Rotifera; Eurotatoria; Philodinida; Philodinidae
Source: the annotation of a GenBank genome assembly